AUCGCACCACUACUUAAAUCCCCAGUUUCCCCCCUCAUCGUCUCAUAUCACACAAGGACUAAUAUACCCCCCGUUUCAUCUCACAAAACACCCAUAAACAACCACUUCGCCUCCAAUUCACCCCUCAUCUUUCACCUUCCAACACAACACUCACCCUUUGAUGACCGACCUGCACCCAACAAUGUCCGACAACACCACCUCCUCUGCCGCCCCCCUGGCCGCCCCCUCCACCGACAUUACCAAACCCUCCAACGGCGCUGGCUACCAACGCCCCGCCAACGUCGGCGGUGCCAGCCGACUGAUCAACGUCGAGCCUCCCCGCCGCGAAGACCUGCAGCCGAGCUAUGCGCAGAACCUUGUCGGCGAGAGCGAGCAGGGCACGCACGGGUGGUACGGGUCGAUGAUCAACACGCUCGGGAACUGCAUUGGUACCUUUGGUGCGGUUCCGUGCUGUAUUAUCUGCCCGAAUCCGUAUAAGCCGGUGUCGCAGGGGAAUGUGGGGUUGGUGACGAAGUUUGGGAGGUUUUAUCGCGCGGUGGAUCCGGGGUUGGUCAAGAUUAAUCCGUUGAGUGAGAGGUUGAUUCAGGUGGAUGUUAAGAUCCAGAUAGUUGAGGUCCCAAAACAAGUCUGCAUGACCAAAGACAACGUAACCCUCCACCUCACCUCCGUAAUCUACUACCACAUCACCUCCCCCCACAAAGCCGCCUUCGGCAUCUCCAACGUCCGCCAAGCCCUCAUCGAGCGCACCCAAACCACCCUCCGCCACGUCGUCGGCGCCCGCGUCCUCCAAGACGUCAUCGAGCGCCGCGAAGAGAUCGCCCAGUCCAUCGGCGAGAUCAUCGAAGACGUCGCCGCCGGCUGGGGCGUCAAGGUCGAGAGUAUGUUGAUCAAGGACAUGAUUUUCUCCAACGAGCUCCAGGACUCCCUAUCCAUGGCCGCGCAGUCCAAGCGUAUUGGAGAAUCCAAGGUCAUCGCCGCCCGCGCCGAAGUCGAGUCCGCCAAACUCAUGCGCCAGGCUGCUGAUAUCCUGUCCUCCGCCCCGGCAAUGCAGAUCCGCUACCUGGAGGCGAUGCAGGCCAUGGCCAAGAGCGCGAACAGCAAGGUCAUCUUCCUGCCUGGUCCGGCGAAUGUGGCCUCCCAGAUGGCGAUGGCGGAUAGUGUUGGGGAGGGGUCGGCGGCGAAUGGGGGGAAGAGAAUCGUGGAGGGGGUGGAGACGAGCGACUUUGGAGGUGCGGACCCGCAUUUUUCUCAGGCUAUUAGGGCGGAUGUUAUUGAGCAUAUGUGAGGUGUGUGUGCUAACUAGGGGGUGGUUUAGCUUGGUCUACGUGAGAGCUGUUGCCUACGGGUGAUGGGUGCUACCCCCUCGAAUGCGACUGCGACUGAGAUGAUGAUUGGGGGAUGGGGGUAAUGGACAACAAGGCGAUGGAUAAUGGGGAUGGGGGAUAAUUGGUUUUAUGGACGGCGAGUUGUUUGGAAUGGAAUGGAUGGAUGGAAGGACGGAUACCCCCUCAGUCAUUUUUUGUUAAUCUUUAUUUUUCGUUGUGAUUCGAAGUUAUACCGCGGUGCUAUUACCCAACGACAGAGACAGAGUGUAGGAGACAGAGAAAUCGCGCGCGCAAUGAUACCACCUUCCUUGUCUUUAUC
Molecule: messenger RNA, 1644 nt
Organism: Pseudogymnoascus verrucosus
Lineage: Eukaryota; Fungi; Ascomycota; Leotiomycetes; Thelebolales; Thelebolaceae
Exons: 2
Coding region: 161-1285 (374 amino acids)
Cellular component (GO): plasma membrane
Source: RefSeq, a predicted model, not a curated record